UUAGGUCAUAUGACCAAAUUGAAGUCGGAUGAAGUGCAUUUUCCUCCGGUAACUUGCAGUUGCAACAUCGGAACACCGUGUUCAGCUUUGGUGGUGAGUGACCCACACACCAUGCAUCCUCCAGCCCCUGCUUACAGCCCCACAUCCAGCUGAGCCUCCAGGAUCCUCCAUUAACACCAUGGAUCCUGGCCAGCAGAGCAACACUCUGCUCCAGCCAAGUGAAGAAUACUUCGCCUGGGACUAUCGCCUCCAGCUUAUAGGCCUGGGCUUUGCCUUCUAUGUAGCAAUAUUCCUUCUUUCCCACCUCCUGUCUUUGGCUGUGUCCUGCACCUACAACUCCCUGCUAGCUAAGGAGCAGGUUUUCUGGAACCUUGCGGCGACUCGGGCAGUAUUUGGCAUCCAGAGUACUAUAGCAGGACUCCGGGCUCUGACCCAGGACUCGAUGUUGUUCAGAGACAGGGUGAGGGGACAGGAAGACUGGUCGUGGUUCAAUGUCCUCACAGCUACAGGUUUCUUUGUGUUUGAGAACGUAGCACUUCACACCUCCAGUGUGGUAUUUCGCUCGUUUGACCUCCCACUGGCGACGCACCAUUUCUUUGCCCUGUCAGGGUAUGCAGGGGCGGUGGUGUAUGAUUCCCUGGGACACUUUCUUCCAAUGGUCACGCUGCUGCUGGAGAUGAGCACACCUUUCACAUGUGUAUCUUGGAUGUUACUGAAGGCUGGUUGGGCCCACACCCUGUUUUGGAAAGCCAACCAAUGGGUGAUGAUCCACACGUUCCACUGUCGCAUGGUGCUCACCUACUACAUGUGGUGGGUAGCAGUGACCCACUGGAGAGAUCUCACCAAUCAUGUGGCCUUACCACAACUUCUAGUCUUCUUCACUGGCCUCGCUCUGCUCACGUUUAUCAUCAACCCAAUCUGGACACACAAGAAGACCAUGCAGCUUCUGAAUCCUGUGGACUGGAACUUCGGCAACAAGUCCACAGCUGUAAACGGCUCCAUCAAGGCUCAGUCGGGGGUUUCUGUCAAGCCCCACAACAGCUGAGGUGAAUCAAUGAGGUCAUUUCACAUCGGAAAAAUGCCACAUUUCUUUCUCUUUUAUAAUUAAUACAUGAAAGAGCAAUGUGACUUUGAGAGUGAUGACAGUUGAAUUGUCAUCGUUUUGUAUGUUUUUAUACAACGGAGCCGUAAGUGUGACGUGUUACAAGGGACGUAUGUAGUUUAAAAAAAAAAAAAGCCUUUAAAAGUUAACCAUGACUGUCUGGUUGACAGUUCGAUCAAGUUUGGCACAAAGUAUUCAUUUUGAUUGAUUGAUUCAUUUUUUUUGGUGAAAGUUAAUAAAUGAUUUACCUAGUUAGCUCAGCCUUUCAAAGGUAGGUGUGGUAGUGUAGAGCAGUGGAAUGGGGUCUUUCUUGUUUUCAUUACCUUCAGGACACUGUGUUGUGACAGAUCCACCUUGCCAGUCACAUCAUAGGUUACCUAUUUUCACCAAGGUGAAAUACACAGCAGUUUUUGAAAAGCCAUUCAGAAGCAAACGCUUACAAAUUAUCUGUAUAUAAAUGCCAGUUUUCCUGAUACACACAUUUAAUUUCUAUGAGUUUGUAUCAAAUAAAAGGAAACAUGUAGUAGUUAAAUAACUUUGGAAAUCUUAGGUUUUUAUCCUUUAUGGCUUGAGGAGGUACUCCAAAUAGAGUAAGUCUGUGUACAACCACAGCUUUUCUUCUGUUUGCAUAAAAUAUCCUCCAGAUUUUUCAGAUAAAAAAGCUUAGUAUGUAGUAGUAGCUUUUUUUUAUGAUACAAUAACAUCUUGACAUCGCACAACUCAACACACAAUUCUCAUGAAUAAUUUGAUGUUGAUCAUACACGGCUCCAUUCCUGCUUUUACACAGUUCUUCAGCACAGAUUGAGAAGCGUAUGCAGGUCAAGUAGUUAAGGGUUUAAUAUUCAAGUUAAGGUUGAAUAUUAAAGCUAUUUCAUCAGGAAAGUGGACAAUUAGAUCAGUCUAUUCAAAAGGAGUCACAUUGGUUGUUUUUGACCGUGUAUCUUCUUUGAACAGAGAGGGAAGUAUUCACCGUUGUCAUGACAGGAAAGGCCCCGAAACAGAAUCUUCUUUGUUAGUGGACAAAGCUCAGGAUCGGUCCACUCUACAAAGGCUCUUUUGUUAAAAAUGGAGAUGUCAUGUUGCAAAAAUAAAGCUGCCUUGAUUCAAAAUAACCAAGCAGCAUAUUGAUCAUGACUAUUGUUGGGUGUUAUGUUUCAAAUAAAGCUUUAGUUUUUGUUUUGUUUGUUUUACACAAUAACCUCGUUGUACUGGAAAUCUUGAGAUUGUUUCUUUGGCUUGGCUGCUGUCAUGUAUCAGACACACAAUGUUUUUAUUGAGUUAUUACUCUGUUCUAAGUUCUCACAUUUCUCAGUGUUUUGCUCUAACAGCAUUGCUAACGUAGCGGUAUGUCAUGAUGUUUAUAAGCUCUAGAAUUUUACCAUUAGUAUUAAGUUUGUUACAGUGUGCAUCUUGAGAAUAUACUGCAACAUAAUUAGUUCAUCCUGAAGGUUGACUCAAAUGACCAAAUUAAGUAUUUAAAUUAGAUUACAGCAAUAGUUAGGGGACAGUUUUAGACAUUUAAAGUGUAAUUUAGUGUUUAAUCAGAUGAGCUGAUUCACAUGUUUAACUUUGCUGAGUUAAAUCCAGCAACAGGAAGUUUUUUUUUUUUUAAAUCAGCCACAACCAGACAAUUGUAACCUGUGUCAUAACUUAUAAUGAAAACUGAAGAAAAGCUACACUGUUUCAUUGAGUAAAUCACUGUAUAAUCGGUGCAUCAUGCAGCCUCAGUGACCAAGAUAACACAAAGUUUAAAGACAUGUAUUUAUGACAUUUUAAAUUGUCUUCAUCUGUGUAUUCUUGAUUUAAUAUCAAGAAAGUCUUUAAAUGCUUACUGUACAUGUGACCUUACUUGUACAUUACUACCAAAAUAACUAACUAAAGAUAUUCUUGGGUUGUCACUUUGCCUCUUUUUCAUAUGACCAUAUCAGGUGGGUGGAGGAGUGGCUGAAAUGAUAGGUGUCGUUUAAGAAAAGAUUAACAUUCUAUUUGUGUAUGGAAAUGAAUUAAUUUCAGUAAACAGAAUAAAAUGUGUUUUCUCUAA
Molecule: messenger RNA, 3143 nt
Organism: Labrus mixtus (cuckoo wrasse)
Lineage: Eukaryota; Metazoa; Chordata; Actinopteri; Labriformes; Labridae
Gene: cln8
Product: CLN8 transmembrane ER and ERGIC protein
Exons: 3
Coding region: 179-1045 (288 amino acids)
Biological process (GO): lipid homeostasis
Cellular component (GO): endoplasmic reticulum; membrane
Source: RefSeq, a predicted model, not a curated record